AUGGCGGCACCCCUUAUAAUUGGUCUUAGUGGGGCGUCCAGUUCUGGAAAAACAACUGUUGCAAAUGCUCUUGGCACCAUUUUCCCUGAUUCAAGCAUCAUUCAUGAGGAUGAUUUCUAUCUUCCAGACAACCAAAUCCCAUACAAUGAGGAGAUUCAUGAAUACGACUGGGAUUGUCCCGGUGCAAUAAACUUUGAAAAUUUAACAGAAGUAGUCAAGAAAUUAAAACUGGAUGAAACAUUUGAUAGGCAGAAGUAUAUGCAUCUAGAAACCACAAAUAUUUCGAAUCAGAUUGAUAAGCAUUUUUGUGUGUCGCCCGACAUUCAUAAUAAACUUCGGACUUUAGCCCAAAAAGCCUUCCUCGAUCGCAAAGUGUAUUUGAUAGAUGGGUUCCUAAUGUUUGGAUCCAAGCAGCUGGUCGACUUGAUGGAUAUUAAACUCUUCUUUAGGACGGAUUACGAAACUUUGAAGAGAAGGAGGCAGGUCAGAAAGUAUAAUGUGGAUGCUGGCGUUUGGACUGAUCCACCUGGCUAUUUUACUAAAUGCGUGUGGCCCCAAUACUAUCAUUAUCACAAGGGCAUUUUUUGCGAUGGUGAGGAUGAACAUAAGGUAAGAAGUACAGGUGGUGCUCUUAACGAUUAUGCCAAGAGUGUGCUACACAUUGAUGAUUUCAUCAAUAACGACGACUCGGACUUUGACACCCUGAUUUCUGAUGUUUUCCACACUGUAAUCGGGCAUGUUAGGGACUCAGAAGUUGGAAUACAAAAAUAG
Messenger RNA from Brettanomyces bruxellensis, 771 nucleotides. RefSeq lists its product as uncharacterized. NCBI's taxonomy places the organism in Eukaryota, Fungi, Ascomycota, Pichiomycetes, Pichiales, Pichiaceae. Gene Ontology annotation, molecular function: kinase activity; ATP binding. The transcript has a single exon. The record is from RefSeq and is a predicted model, not a curated record. Gene Ontology annotation, cellular component: cytoplasm. Bases 1 to 771 code for a protein of 256 amino acids.